This is a messenger RNA of Sphaeramia orbicularis (orbiculate cardinalfish), 7867 nucleotides long. RefSeq names its product retinal-specific phospholipid-transporting ATPase ABCA4-like. NCBI's taxonomy places the organism in Eukaryota, Metazoa, Chordata, Actinopteri, Kurtiformes, Apogonidae. Gene Ontology annotation, cellular component: intracellular membrane-bounded organelle; membrane. Gene Ontology annotation, molecular function: lipid carrier activity; ABC-type transporter activity; ATP hydrolysis activity. The record is from RefSeq and is a predicted model, not a curated record. Gene Ontology annotation, biological process: lipid transport; transmembrane transport.
CUGCAGGCAGAGGAGAGAGUGGGUGGACUGGACUCACACGGAGCUCCUCUACCUUGCUUAAUGUUUCCUGUAACUUCCUCUUAAUUGUGGAUCUUUUUCUCUGGAUGUUGUUUGACUUCCACAUCACUCCAUAAGAGGUUUGUCACAGUCUAAUGACCCCUUCUAGGGGUUGAGUUUGGAGCAAUGAAGACAGGCUCUCAAAUCCGCCUGUUACUAUGGAAAAACUGGACCCUCCGCAAGCGCCAGAAGAUUCGCUUCCUGGUGGAGAUCUGCUGGCCAGUGUUGUUAUUUAUUGGUCUAGUGUGGCUGAGGAAGGCUAACCCUCUGUACCAACAACAUGAGUGUCAUUUCCCCAACAAGGCCAUGCCCUCAGCAGGCAUUCUGCCCUGGCUCCAGGGCAUCUUCUGCAACGCCAACAACCCCUGUUUCAGAUAUCCAACCAGAGGAGAGUCUCCAGGAGUCGUCUCGAACUAUAAUAAUUCUAUAUUGGCUCGGUUCUAUGUGGACAUCCAGGAGCUGCUUCUCAAUGAUGCAGAAGUCCAGCAGCUGGGCAGACUCUGGCGUGAAAUGUCAUCCUUCUCAAACUUCAUGGACACAUUACGCAACAACCCAUCUGUGGUGUCAGGCCGUGGGCUGAAGAUAGAAGACAUUUUGAAGGACGAUGAAGUUCUCACAGCCUUCUUACUACGAGACGCUGGCCUCUCUACUUCUAUAGUCUACCAGCUGGUCAAUGCACAGAUACGACUAGAACAGUUUGCCUCUGGUAUUCCAGACCUGCAGCUCAAAGACAUCGCCUGCAGCCAGGCCCUUCUGGAGCGUUUCAUCAUCUUCCCCAGUCGGACAGGCCUCCACAUGGUGAGAAACGCCAUGUGUGCGCUCAGUCAGCAAAGACUGCAGAAGAUAGAAGACAUCCUCUACGCUAACCUGGACUUCUUCAAAAUGCUCAAACUGAUGCCUCAGGUCAUAGACAGCAGCUCCCAGGGGAUUGACCUGCAGUUCUGGGGUCGUGUUCUUAAGGCGGCGUCGGACCACAUCCAAGUUCUGUUGCAGAGACAGAGUUCCCAGGAGCUGCUGAAGGCCCUGACCCCUCUGUUCCGAGACGGGGGUCCUGCCACCUUCACUGAACUCAUGUCCACUGUGUCGAACCUUUUCUGCGGUUACCCCGAGGGAGGAGGCUCCAGGGUUCUGUCCUUCAACUGGUACGAAGACAACAACUAUAAGGUGUUUCUGGGAGUCAACGGCACGAAGAACCACAACUAUGUCUACGAUGAGUCUGCCACUCCGUUCUGCAAUGGCCUCAUGGAGACCCUGGAGUCCAACCCUGUCACAAAAAUUGUGUGGAAUUCAGUCAAACCCCUGCUGAUGGGAAAGAUCCUGUACACCCCCGACUCCCCCGCUGUCCGCAAGAUAUUAAAGAGUGCCAAUACAACAUUUGAGCAGCUAGAGAGGCUCCAACAUAUGGCCAAGUCCUGGGAAGAGGUGGGACCUCAGCUCUGGGCUUUCUUCGACAACAGUGUCCAGAUGAACAUGAUCCGGGACACUCUGAAAAACCCAACUGUGAUGAAUUUCAUGGACAAAAGUUUGGAAGACACUGACUUUAACACCAAAUACAUUCUGAACUUCCUGUACAAUGGGCCAGAGGAGCAGAGGGAGGCGGGCAUGGUCAGGUUUGACUGGAGGAACAUUUUUAACCUCACCGACCAGAUCAUACGCAUGUUCAACAACUAUGGAGAGUGCAUCAAGCUGGAUAAGUUUGUGGCCUACACAGAUGAGUCCCAGAUGAUCCACCAGGCCCUGUACUUACUAGAGGAGAACAAGUACUGGGCCGGCUUGGUCUUCACCGACAUGUAUCCCUGGACUACUGCUGUUCCCUCACAUGUGAAGUAUAAAAUCCGCAUGGACAUCGACGCGGUGGAACGUACCAACAAGAUCAAAGACAGGUACUGGGACCCUGGCCCCAGAGCAGACCCGAUGGAGGACCAGAGGUAUAUCUGGGGGGGCUUUGCAUACCUGCAGGACAUGAUUGAACAUGGGAUCAUUAAGAUUCACACAGGGAACAACUGGCCGUUUGGCGUCUACAUCCAGCAGAUGCCGUAUCCGUGUUAUGUAGAUGACCUCUUUAUGAUCACACUGAACCGCUGCUUCCCUAUGUUCAUGGUGCUGGCCUGGAUCUACUCCGUGUCCAUGACCGUAAAGAGUAUCGUAUUGGAGAAGGAGCUGCGCCUCAAGGAGACGCUCAAAGCCAUGGGUGUGGACAACGGGGUCAUCUGGUACACCUGGUUCAUCGACAGUUUCAUCAUAAUGACAGCGAGCACGUGCUGCCUCACCUGCAUCAUCAUGGGUGGGAGAGUGCUGAAUUACAGCGACCCCCUUGUCUCUCUCUUCCUGCUGACGUUCACAGUUGCCACCAUCAUGCAGUGUUUCCUCAUGAGUGUGUUCUUUAACAAGGCCAACCUGGCGGCUGCAUGCAGCGGCAUCAUCUACUUCACUCUCUACCUACCGCACAUCCUCUGCUUCGCCUGGCAGGAUCGCAUCACCAAGAACAUGAAGCUGGCUGCUAGCCUGUUGUCUCCAGUGGCCUUGUUUUGGGACGAGUACCUGUCCCGAUAUGAGGAACAGGCGGGUCUGCAGUGGGACAACAUCACAGACAGUCCGUUAGAAAAAGACACCUACUCCUUCCUCACCCUCCAUCUCAUGAUGUGUCGAUGCUGUCAUCUACGCAGUCCUGGCUGGUAUCUGGAUAAUGUCUUCCCAGGGCAGUAUGGGCAUAGGUCGGCCAUUCUACUUCCCUUUACAGCCCUCCUAUUGGCAACGACCAACACCUUCACAUGUGGAAAACCCAAUCAAAAACAAGAGAAUGCAGAGAAGGAUAUUGAAAGCAGAGGCACACCUGAGACGUAUACCUGCAACGGCUCAGCCAGCAGGAAAACCUGCAAACACCAAAGAAAGAGGGAUCGACUGGAGAGAGAGAGGGAGCUGCAGAGACAACAAGAGGAGAGUCCGAACCAUGACGAGGGUCAGGGAUCAGCAAGGGAAGGUCAACUGUUUUUUGAGCCUGACCCAAUAAGCCUGGUAUUGGGAGUCCAGCUCCAGGACCUGGUGAAGGUGUUCGAUGGAAGUUCUCGUCCAGCUGUCAACUGUCUUAAACAUCAAUUUCUAUGAGGGUAGAUCACAUCUUUUUUGGGACACAACGGUGCUGGAAAAACCACAACAAUGUCCAUCCUGACCGGCCUGUACCCUCCUACAUCUGGCACAGCCUACAUUAAUGGACAUGACAUUCGCACAAACAUCGAUAUCAUCCGUUCCUCCCUGGGGAUGUGUCCUCAGUACAACAUCCUCUUCAAUCAUCUCACUGUGGAGGAGCACAUUCUGUUCUAUUCACUGCUGAAGGGUCGGACUCAGGAGGAGGCGGAGAGGGAGGUGGAGGACAUGCUGGUGGACCUUGGGCUGCCUCAUAAGAGAGAUGAUGAGGCUCAGAACCUCUCAGGUGGUAUGCAGAGGAAGCUUUCUGUUGCCAUGGCGUUUGUUGGAGGGUCCAAGGUUGUCAUUCUGGAUGAGCCUACUUCAGGAGUGGAUCCAUAUUCUAGAAGAUCCAUCUGGGACCUGUUACUGAAAUACAGAACUGGCCGUACAGUGAUUCUGUCCACUCAUCACAUGGAUGAGGCCGACCUGCUGAGCGACCGCAUCGCCAUCAUCUCUAAAGGGCAGCUGCACUGCUGUGGGUCCCCACUCUUCCUCAAAAACUGUUUUGGAGUGGGUUUUUAUCUGACUCUGGUACGGCGCAUCAAAGAUCUAAGGAGGAGAGAGAAUGAGUGUGACUGUGAUUCAGACUGCUCCUGCACCUGCACCAUAUGUACCAGAUACAAGGACCAGUCUCAGAACCAGUCCCAGUAUCAAGACAGAGUUCUAGAUGGGGACAUAGACAGCAUCUCCAGCCUCAUCCAGCACCACGUCCCUGAAGCCAAGCUGAUUGAGACGAUUGGCCAGGAGUUGACCUAUCUGCUCCCCAACAAAGGGUUCAAACACCGGGCGUAUGCCAGCCUGUUCAGGGAGCUCGAGGAGACACUCACUGACAUGGGCCUCAGCAGUUUUGGCAUCUCUGACACGUCACUAGAGGAGAUAUUCAUAAAGGUCACUGCAGAUGGAGAAGCAGCGAAUAAUGCCACCAGUCCAGAGCAGUGGAUGUUACAGCAGAGAAAAAACGGCAACACUGUUGGUGUUGGAGGGAAUGAAGAGCAUAAUGGCGUGGCGCAGGGUAAUGGCACUACCCACGGUGCAUCAGACAGCAGUGCAGGGAAGGGCUCCAGGCAAAUAAAAGGAGCCACACUGAUCCUGAAGCAGUUCCAUGCUCUGCUGGUUAAAAGGUUCCACCACGCAACACGAAGCAGAAAAGACUUCCUGGCACAGGUCGUCCUACCUGCCACUUUUGUCCUGAUAGCUCUGAUCUUCACCUUAAUUGUUCCGCCAUUUGGGGAAUAUCCCAGCCUCACUCUGAGCCCCUGGAUGUAUGGACAACAAUUUACGUUCUUCAGUAAUGAGCAACCGCUUGACCCCAGAAUGAAACGGUUCACAGAACGCCUGUUAAACCCACCAGGUCUCGGGACCCGGUGCAUGGAAGGAGAACCGCUAGGAAUGGUCUGUGGCAACAGUACGUCAGUGUGGGACUACCCUGACGUCUCCCCUGUGGUCGCCAACAUCCUACAGAGUCCUGAGUGGAAUGACAGAAACCCCUCCCCUUCAUGUCAGUGCAGCACCAAUAAGAAGCUGACAAUGAUGCCCAUCUGUCCCAUCGGCGCAGGGGGGCUUCCCCCACCCCAGCGAAAGGAGCCCACGGGGGACAUUAUGUUGGAUCUGACGGACCGGAACAUCUCGGACUACUUGGUUAAAACCUACCCCACUCUGAUCAGAACCAGUUUAAAGAGCAAGUACUGGGUGAACGAACAAAGAUACGGAGGUCUGUCAAUAGGAGGACAACUUCCCAUCCUGGACGUAGACCCACGAGACAUCCAAAAUACAUUCCAUCAGCUGGGCCGAAUGCUCAACAUCACAGGGGGUCACCACUCUCGACUUGCACUGAGGGAGAUCGGUCCUUUCUUACAAUACAUGGAAAGUGAAUUCAAUAUAAAAGUUUGGUAUAAUAACAAAGGCUGGCACGCCAUGGUGGCCUUCAUGAACGUGGCCAACAACGCCAUUCUGCGUGCUUUCCUCCCGUCCUCCGCCAAACCUGUUGAAUACGGCAUCACAGCUAUCAACCAUCCUCUGAACCUGACCAAAGAGCAGCUUUCUGAAGUCACAGUGUUGACCACAUCAGUUGAUGCCGUGGUUGCGAUCUGCGUGAUUUUUGCCAUGUCCUUCAUCCCCGCCAGCUUCGUCCUCUACCUCAUCCAGGAGCGUGUGACCAAGGCCAAGCAUCUGCAGUUUGUCAGCGGGGUCAGUCCUCUGGUCUACUGGGUGGCCAACUUUGUGUGGGACAUGAUCAACUACUGCCUCAGCGCUGCUAUGGUGGUUGGCAUUUUCAUGGCUUUUGACAAGAAGUGUUACACAUCACCUACUAACCUGCCAGCACUGAUAGCACUGCUCCUGCUGUACGGGUGGUCAGUGACGCCCCUGAUGUAUCCCAUGUCGUACAUAUUCAGCAUCCCCAGUACGGCCUAUGUGUCUUUGUCCUGCAUCAACCUGUUUAUUGGCAUAAACAGCAGCGCCAUCACCUUCAUCCUGGAGCUGUUUGAAAACAACAGGCCUUUGCUGCAGUUUAAUGAGUGGUUGAAGAGGUUUCUGCUGGUGUUCCCUCACUUCUGUCUGGGACGUGGACUCAUAGACAUGGCCAUGAAUCAGGCUGUAACGGAGGUUUAUGCCAGAUUUGGUGAAGAGCACACAGUGGAUCCUUUCCGGUGGGACUUUGUGGGCAAAAAUGUUGCUUUCAUGGCAGUGGAGGGCUUUGUCUACUUUAUCCUCAAUCUUCUGAUCCAGUACCGUUUCUUCUUGAGCCACUGGUUAUCAGAGUACAGACAGAAUCCAGCAGAUGAUGAAGACGAUGAUGUGGCUGAAGAGAGGCACAGAAUCUAUGAUGGAGGGAGUAAGACGGAUAUCCUGCAGAUCAGAGAUCUCUCCAAGACCUAUGUGGGCAGGAAGAGGGCAGCUGUGGACCGGAUUUGUGUGGGUGUCCCUGCAGGAGAGUGCUUCGGUCUCUUGGGAGUUAAUGGAGCUGGAAAGACCACGACCUUCAAAAUGCUGACUGGUGACACUGAUGUCAGCUCUGGGGAGGCGACUGUGGCCGGUUACAGCAUCCUGACAGAGAUUCUGGACGUGCACCAGAACAUGGGGUACUGCCCUCAGUUUGACGCCAUCGAUGAUCUCCUCACCGGCAGGGAGCACCUCUACCUCUACGCCCGCCUCAGAGGAGUCCCAGAGUCAGAGAUCCCCAGAGUGGCAGAGUGGGGUAUCCAGAAGCUGGGUCUGACGGAGUACGCCGGCCGCUGUGCAGGGACCUACAGCGGAGGCAACAAACGCAAACUCUCCACAGCCAUCGCAAUGAUUGGUUGCCCAGCAUUGGUGCUACUGGAUGAGCCCACCACAGGAAUGGAUCCCCAUUCUCGCCGGUUCCUGUGGAAUGCCAUCAUAAGCGUAAUUCAGGAUGGCAGGGCUGUGGUGCUCACGUCACACAGUAUGGAGGAGUGUGAAGCCCUCUGCACUCGACUGGCCAUCAUGGUCAAUGGGACCUUCAAAUGUCUGGGCACCAUCCAGCACCUCAAAUACAAAUUCGGCGAAGGCUACGUAGUAACAAUGAAAAUAAAGGCAGCUAAAGCCGGCUCAGUCCCAGAUCUGGAACCUGUUGAGAGUUUCAUGGAGGGCAGCUUCCCCGGCUGCAUUCAGAGAGAGAAACACUACAACACGCUGCAAUACGAGAUCGCCUCAUCGUCCCUCGCCAGGAUCUUCCAGCUGGUGGUGGCCAAUAAGGAGAGACUCAGCAUCGAAGACUAUUCUGUUUCCCAAACGACACUGGACCAGGUGUUCGUAAACUUUGCCAAGCAACAGACGGGAGAGGACGAUGACAUGACGCCACACAGAAGAACCACGGGAGGAAGAAAAGACAUCAAAAUUGCUCCAGUGAAGAGGAAAACAUGAAAAAAAAAUCAGUUGUGAAUGUAUAGAAACACAAAUGUAGUGAAGCUACACUUUGGUAGUCAGACUUCUGCUAAGAGUAGAGAGGACUGAGACUGGUGACCUGCCAAAGGGACGGAGCCAAAACUACACGGCACUGUCUAGAAAUAGGUGUUAACGUGUCAACAUAUUUCACUAUGUAUCUGUGCAUCUGUAUUUCUAACAUUUGAUGUAAUUUGCAAUAUUUUGAACAGCAUGAACCGAUAAAGAAAAAAAAAAAAAAAGAAAAUACCUGAUUACAGAGCUAUCACCAGGGCACUUUCCAGCAUUUCUCAUCUGAAAUGUUCUUUAAAAAAAAAAAAUACUUGCUUAAAGGAACCUGUACAUAUUGUACCUGUUAUCAAAAUGGAAGCACCUUAGAGGCAGGAUUUUGCAGUAUUUAUUUAUUUUUUUAUGUCUACGUUACGACGAACACUUCAGUUUUAAACAACACAUCAUUUAAUAUUUAUUGUCGGACCCAUCGGUUGUUCUUUCUUUUCUGAAGACAUGUUUACUGUUGUUUCAAAUCUUUUCAAUAAGUUGCUGUGUUUAAAUAUUUAUUUGUCUGAUAUGUUUCAUUUACUUUUACACUGCCAUGUCAUGUUGGUAUUCAGUGUCAGUACAAAAAAGGAGCUUUGAAAUAAGAAAACCAUAAUGAGUAAAUAAAGCUGUAGAAUACAGAUGAGUUCUGUUUUGUAUCUGACAGUAAACUUUGCUUUAUAUUCAA